CCGCCACGAGGAGGAUUUACCGCAGAUGACAUCAGCUGUAAGUGCUAGAAAAGCGGAGAUACACCACCUUCCUCCCCCGCUCCUCCUCCUCCUCCCUAGGUCCCUGCCCUGCAUCGUCUUUGUAUAAAACCGCCGCUGCCUUCCCGGCCAUUUUCAUUCCCUGAACUCCUGUGGAGUCGCCGCCGAGCAGAGCGUCGGUGAUGGCCACCGUGGAAGUGGACUCGGAACCCUCCUGUAGUAAUCCCAAUGCUCUCUCGUACCGCUUCCUGGAUAGCAAAUUUUAUCUGCUGGUAGUCAUCGGCGAGCUGGUGACCGAGGAGCAUCUACAGCAGGCUAUCGCCAACGUCGAGCGAGGAAUCCGAUCAUGGGACACAAACUUGACUGAAUGCAACUUGGAUCAAGAACUGAAGCUUUUUGUGUCUCGCCAUUCAGCUCGAUUCUCUCCUGAAAUUGAAGGUCAGAAGAUUCUUCACCACAGAAGUGAUGUCUUAGAAACUGUAGUCCUGAUCAAUCCCUCAGAUGAAGCAGUUAGUACUGAGGUGCGUUUAAUGAUCACAGAUGCUGCAAGACACAAGCUUCUUAUACUAACUGGACAGUCCUUUCAAAACACAGGAGAACUCAUUCUUCAGUCAGGGACCUUUUCCUUCCAGAACUUCACUGAGAUCUUCACAGAUCAAGAGAUUGGUGAAUUAUUGAGCACCACACACCCUGCCAAUAAAGCCAGCUUAACUCUUUUCUGUCCUGAGGAAGGAGACUGGAAAAAUUCCAACCUUGACAGACACAACCUUCAAGACUUUAUUAACAUUAAACUCAACUCAGCUUCCAUAUUGCCUGAAAUGGAAGGACUCUCUGAAUUCACAGAGUAUCUGUCAGAAUCAGUAGAAAUGUCAUCACCCUUUGAUAUUUUGGAACCUCCAACUUCAGGAGGUUUCUUGAAACUCUCCAAACCCUGCUGUUAUAUUUUCCCAGGUGGAAGAGGGGACUCUGCAUUGUUUGCAGUGAAUGGAUUUAACAUGCUUAUCAAUGGAGGAUCCGAAAGAAAAUCUUGCUUUUGGAAACUUAUCCGGCACUUGGAUAGGGUAGAUUCCAUACUACUCACUCACAUUGGAGAUGACAACCUGCCAGGAAUCAAUAGCAUGCUUCAGCGAAAGAUAGCUGAAUUAGAAGAGGAACAGUCUCAAGGGCCUACUACCAAUAGUGACUGGAUGAAAAAUCUGAUCUCACCUGAUUUAGGAGUUGUAUUCCUUAAUGUACCUGAGAACCUGAAGAAUCUGGAUCCUAACUUUAGAGUAAAAAGGAGUGUAGAAGAAGUUUGUUUUACACUCCAAUAUUUAAAUAAACUGUCUAUGAAACCAGAACCUCUUUUUAGAAAUGUAGGAAAUACCAUUGACCCCAUCAUUUUAUUUCAGAAAAUGGGAGUUGGCAAACUUGAGAUGUAUGUGCUUAAUCCUGUCAAAAAUAGCAAAGAGAUGCAAUAUUUUAUGCAACAGUGGAGUGACACUAGCAAAGAUAAAGCUCAAUUCCUGCUACCAAAUGGCCAUGAACUAGACAUUCCAUUAUCCUAUUUCACCUCUGUCUCAUCCCUGAUUGUGUGGCACCCAGCUAAUCCUGCAGAAAAAAUAAUCCGAGUUCUGUUCCCUGGAAACAGCACUCAAUAUAAUAUUCUAGAAGGACUAGAAAAACUCAAACACUUAGACUUCCUUAAACAACCAAUAGUUACACAAAAAGACCUAAUGGGGAACAUUGCUAGUCCAGCUGUGAAACAAGUAAAGUUGAAACAACGAACAGACGGCAAGGAGAGUCUGAAGCCUGCUGCAAAGAUACCAACCAAACCUGUCAGAAAGGAAUCUAAAGAAGAAAUGACAGAGCCUGCAAAGCCUAGUCCAACACCAGAAAAGCUUCAGAAACUGGAAAGCAAAGUUCCAGUUAUAAAAGAGAAACCAGCAAAAGUGGAGACCAAACUUAUAGUGGUCAAAAAAGAUGUAACAAGUAAAGAGCGAUUAGUAAAAUCUGAAACUCAUGAAAAACAAGCUACAGAUGUAAAAGCAAAAGUGGCAGUGAAAAAGGAAGUCAAAGUAAAACCUGAAGAAAAGAAAGAGGAAAAGGAAAAACCAAACAAAGACAUUUCUAAAAAAGAGGAGAAAACACCCAUCAAAAAAGAAGAUAAACACAAAAAAGAGUUCAAGCAAGAAGUUAAAAAAGAGGUGAAAAAGGAAGAGAAGAAGGAAACUAAGAAGGAAGUAAAAGAAGCCAAAAAGGACAUUAAAAAAAUUCCUAAAGAGACAAAGAAGACAGUUGCUCCUUUGACUGAAGUAAAAAAGCCAGCAGCAAAGUCUAAAUCGCAAAAGGAGGAAUCUGCUAAAAAAGCAGCAGUACCUGUUGAAAGGCGAAAAGAAAAAUUAAAAAUUAAGACUAUGAAGAAGGAGAUCAAAGUCAGUGGAGUGCAAGCUGCCCUUGCGGCAGUUGGAGCCACUGCCACAACUGUAGCAGCUACAGAAAUUACAUCUAGUGGAAAAGAACUGGAAGUAGAAAGAUCCCUUAUGUCUUCACCUGAGGAUUUAACAAAGGAUUUUGAGGAAUUAAAAGCUGAAGAAGUAGAAACAAUAAAAGAAACAAAACUUCAAGUAGCACUUAUAGACUACGAACUGAAACUCACUGGCAUAGAACAAAAAGAGGCCUUUGAAGUCCAAAAAGAAAAAUUAUACAAUGAAGGACCUGCUGAGUCCUCUGAUGAAGGCAUAACUACCACAGAGGCUGAGGGUGAGUGUGAACAAACACCUGAAGAAUUGGAACCUGUGAAAAAACAUAGGGUUGAUGACAAUGAAAAGUUUGAAGAUGAGGGAACUGGUUUGGAAGAACCAUAUGAAGCAGGAGAUUACGAGAAAAAGGCAGAGAGAGAAGAAGCUGAAGAACAAGGUGAAGAUGAGGAAGUAAAGACACUACUGGACACCACAAAACCAUAUAUGCAGGAAGUAAGAAAAAUGAAAGAGAGUUCAGAAAAAAUAAUGUCUGAAGCAGAUUCUAACAUUAAAGCAAAAAAAUAUAUUGAAAAGGCAAAUGAUGAGGAUGGACGGGGCAAGGAAGACAGGGAAGAAGCAGUAGAAAAGGCAGAAACUGAGGAGACUGAAGAAGAGGAGGAAGACAAAGCAGAAGACAUCAGAGAUGAUGAGGAGACUGAAAAAAUAGAAGCUGAAGAAGACUAUGUGAUGGCUGUGGUAGACAAAGCUGCAGAAGCUGGUGAAGUUGAAGAUAAAUAUGGCCUACUCAUAAUUACACCAACAAAAUGCUCAGACCCUCAGUCUCCAGCAGUUGAACUGGCCUCUUCUAUCCAUGAUGAAACAUUACUUGGUUCAGAAAGUGAAGCCACUGUUUCUGAUGAAGAAGAUAGAGAAGAUCAACCUGAGGAAUUCACUGCUACUUCAGGUUAUACACAGUCUACCAUUGAAAUAUCCAGUGAACCAAUGCUGGAUGAAAUGUCUACACCUCAGGAUGUCGUGAGUGAUGAAAUUAACGAGGAAAGUGAGUCACUUUCUCAAGAGUAUAUGAACAUUACCAAGUAUGAGACAUCACUGUACUCUCAAGAAUUUGCUAGACCUAAACUUUCUCCACUUCUGGAUGCUUUUAAUGAAUUAUCAGAAGGAUCCAAAAUAGAGGCCACAGAAGGUAAAGACUAUAAUGCCUCAGCUUCUACCAUCUCACCACCUUCUUCAUUAGAGGAAGACAAAUUCUGCAAGUCUGCUUUCCAAGAUAUAUAUUGUCAAAAAGGAAGUGAAAUCCAAGGCACUAACAAAUUAGAAAUCCAAGAACCCUAUACAGAAAAUGGUGGAAAAUGUAGUCCAGUCAAGAGUCCAGCUGAGAGUUUGUCUCCUCUGUCACCCAUUGCCAAAACACCACUGAGUGAACGUAGUGUGAACUUUUUGCUCACUUCCAGUGAUAUCAAGGUUUCAUCUGAGAAAUGGGGACAGGCUACAUUGCCUGAUGUACAUCAAGAAGUUGCCAAAGAGCACUGUGCAAGCCCUAAAGAGAAAACGUUAGAAGUAGUAUCUCCCUCACAGUCUGCUGCUGGUAGUGCUGGCCACACAUCUUAUUAUCAGUCUCCCACUGAUAAAAAAUCCAGUCAGCUUCUCUCUGAAACUAUUGAAAAGUCAACAGAAGCUCCUGUUAGCUUUGAACUCAGUGAAGUCAAAAAUGAGUCUGAAAAAUCCAGAAUAAGCCCUAUGGAUGAGCCUGUGCCAGAUUCAGAAUCUCCUAUUGAAAAGGUUCUCUUGCCUCUACGGAGUCCACCACUGAUAGGUUCAGAGACCACUUAUGAUACAUCUUUGACUGCUAAUGUAAAAUCUCCCAGUAGAGAUUAUGGAAGUCCUUCUGAGGGAAAACAUGAAAAAGAAAAAUCACCUGUUGAGAUGAGCCGAACUUCUGAAGCCAGCUCUGUGGGCCUUUUCCAAGGAAAACAAGAUGAAAAAAACAUGGAGUUUAUGGUAAUUAAAGAAGGCUUCAGCUUAGAAAGGAAAACGGAGGAUACAGAACCCAGCAGUUCCCAGUCUUCACUGGCCUUGGAUGAGCGGAAGUUGGCAGGUGAUCUGUCACCUACUCAAAUAGAUAUUGGUCAGUUUGGUUCCUUAAAAGAAGACACCAAAAUGUCAAUUUCUGAAGGUAGUGUUUCUGACAAGUCUCCAACUCCAGUUGAUGAGGUUGUAGUAGAAGAUACCUAUUCCCAUAUAGAAGGAGUAGUUUCUGUCUCUACAGCAUCUGUUGCUACUAGUUCAUUUCUAGAACCAACUACUGAUGAUGUAUCUCCUUCUUUGCAUGCGGAGGUUGGAUCUCCCCACUCUACUGAAGUUGAUGAUUCCCUUUCAGUGUCAGUUGUACAAACACCAACAAUGUUUCAGGAAACAGACAUGUCUCCAUCUAAGGAAGAAUGCCCAAGGCCCAUGUCAAUUUCUCCAGAUUUCUCACCUAAAACCCCAAAAUCAAGAACCCCAGUGCACAAUCACAGAUCUCCUGAGCAGUCAACUAUGUCAGUAGAAUUUAGUCAGGAGUCCCCUGAGCAAUCUUUAGCGAUGGACUUUAGUAGGCAAUCUCCAGAGUAUCCUACUGUAGGCACUAGUAUACACUAUGUAUCUGAAAACGGAACAACAGAAGUAGACUAUAAUCCUUCAGAUAUACAAGUUCCUAUUUUUGCACAGAUUUCUUUUGUGGAGCAAUCAUUGUGCUCUCAGAAGAAGAAUAUUUCAGAAAUUAUUUCAGUUUCUCAAAUUGAAGCUUCAUCCUCAACUUCAUCAGCUAAUACACCUUCCCAUUUAACUUCACCACUGCCAGAAGAAACUUUUUCAGGUGCUGUUCCACCCAGAGAUAUGUCACUAUAUUCUUCUUUUACCUCAGAAAAGGUGCAGAGCAUAGAAGAAAAGCUGUCACCAAAGUCUGACCUAUCUCUAUUAACUCCAAGGAAAUCUUCUCCUCUGUACUCUCCUAGUUUUCCAGAUUCAUCUCCUGCAAUCACAGAAGUGGUGUCAGCUAGUCAUGCAUCUUCGCUGUCACUGCAAGUGCCCUCUGUCAAAGCAUUUGGUUACCAGGAACCCUUAACAAAGCACAGUCCAGAAUCUUUAAUCAGCCCAGAGAAAGAUUCAGAAAAAAGCAGCAAGUCACCAAAAGAAUUUAGUUAUUCUUACAAGGCCACAGAGAAAACUAGUAGGUCACCAGAAGAUAUUAACUACUCCUAUGAGGUAGUUGCAAAAUCUAGAUCACCUGAGGCCACAGAUUAUUCUUAUGAGAUUGCAGGAAAAAUCACUAGGUCACCAGGAUUCACAGAUUAUUCCUAUGAGAUAAUUGGGAAAAUCACCAAAUCACUUGAGGUCACAGAUUAUUCCUGUGCUAGAACUGGGAAAACUACCAGUUCAUCCGAUGCCAUGAAUUAUGCCUAUGAGACAACAGGGAAAGCCACUAGCUCACCUGAAGCCACAGAUUACUCAUUUGAAACAGGUGGGAAAACCACCAGAUCAUCUGAAGCUUAUAGCUAUUCCUAUGAAGCAAGUGCUCCAGAAUCCUGUCAAGAUAUUGAUUUAUGCCUUUUGUCCUCUUGUCAAUAUAAACAUCCUAAAACUGAACUCUCACCCUCAUUUAUCAACCCAAAUCCUGUUGAGUGGUUUGCAAGUGAAGAACAGUCUCAAGAUCAAGAGAAGCCACUAACUCAGUCUGGGCAAGCCCAGCCACCUUCUGGAGGAAAGCAGCAAGGACCACAGAAUGAUGAAACCCCUCCCACAUCCAUGAGUGAGUCUGCUCCAUCUCAGACUGAUUCAGAUGUUCCCCCUGAGACUGAGGAAUGCCCUUCCAUCACUGCAGAUGCUAAUAUUGACUCAGAAGAUGAGUCGGAAACCAUUCCAACAGAAAAGACAGUUAUGUAUAAACAAAUUGACCCAUCGCCUGUUCCAAUGCAGGAUCACAUUCCUUCCCCUAGGCACCCUGAUGUCUCCAUGGUUGAUCCAGAGACUUUGUCCAUCGAGCAGAAUUUGGGUAAACCUUUGAAGAAGGACCUCAAAGAAAAGACAAAGACAAAAAAGCAGGGCACUAAGACCAAGUUGUCUUCUCCUGUUAAAAAAAGUGAUGGUAAAUCAAAACAAGUGGCUUCACCAAAAUCAUCUGUAAAAGAAUCUUUAGACAAAAUUUCCAAAACAGCUUCUCCAAAAAAGGAGGAAUCUAUGGAGAAGGCAACCAAUAAUAUCCCUAAUCCAGAAGUAAAGUCUCAAGUGGAAGAUAAAGACACCAAGAAUGCAGCAAAUAAAACAUCCAAGUCAGUAAAGACUGCAACCACAGGACCUUGGAAUAGUAAGUCAUCAAAAUCUACAGUGGUGCCUCCAGGACCUCCAGUGUAUUUGGAUCUGGUGUACAUUCCCAACCACAGCAAUAGCAAGAAUGUCAAUGUUGAGUUUUUCAGGAGAGUGCGAUCAUCCUACUAUGUGGUGAGUGGGAACGAUUCUGCAGCUGAGGAGCCAAGCAGGGCUGUUCUGGAUUCUCUGCUGGAGGGCAAGGCCCAGUGGGAGAGUAACAUGCAGGUGACUUUAAUCCCAACCUAUGACUCCGAAGUGAUGAGGGAAUGGUACCAAGAGACCCAUGAGAAACAAAAGGAUCUCAACAUCAUGGUUUUGGCAAGCAGCAGCACUGUUGUUAUGCAAGAUGAAUCUUUCCCUGCAUGCAAGAUAGAACUGUAAGAACAAGACCAUGCACCACAAGAUUUACUGUCUUUCCAGAAAUUCUUCAGUUUGAAAACACCUUUUAAAAAAAUUCAACCCAUCUAUUUCAACUGCUGAUCUAUAUACCUGCAAAAUGCUAUACUGUAUCACAGUGAUGCAAUUCGCUAAUAUUUUCAGUCUUUGCUGAUUGUUAAGGGAAAUAACAGCAUUCCCAUAAUAGGGUUCAAGUAACUGUGAAAAUACAGAUCCAGUUUCAACUCCAGUGAAUGUUUGGAAACCAUGUACUAGCAACCCUGACUCAUUUCUGCCAGGCAGAGGCAUUUGCCCUCUAGAGAAACACAAAAAGAAAGAGAGGUAGAGGAGAAAGUAAUAAAUAAUAGAUCUUCAGUAGUCUCAUGGCAAUAGAUGUAUUGCUUACUGCAGCUUGUUUAUGUACUCACAUGAAAAGGAGGUUUUAAAUUUGUAUCAAGCUGAGCUAUUACAAAGGAGGUCCUUACUUUACAGAAUUAAGUUAGCUGGAAAAUAACAAGCAGCAGAAUAUGGCUAGAAAGGGACGUACAACCUAAAUACUCAUUAGCAGUUAAUUUAAUUUAAACUCUGCAUGCUGAUGUAUCAUAACAGUUGUAGGCCGAAUAUGCACAUAGUCUGAACCCCAUAAAAUUCUAAAUUUUAUGUCAACGUGCAGAAUUCUUUAUCUAAGGCAUGUUCCCAGUAAAAAUCCACUCAUUCCAGUCAAAACUGAUCAGUUCACCUGCUUAAACAUCCAUAUCCACUGUCAACUAACUGAAGAAAAAUACCAAAGUAGUUGGGAGCACGUACAGUAGACAAUUUGUCUUAGAAAGUUACUUGAAUGUAUAAAGAAACUUGAUGCACCUUUUUUUUUUUUUAAUUUAUUUUAAGACAGAAAAUUUAUAAACAAUCUAUAUAGGAUCAUAGUUACACCAGUGAAGAAGUGUGAGUGACCCUGGACAGCCUUCUACGAGGACAUAACUGUCUGACUAGAUGAGGGGAGAGGAGCAGAUGUCAUCUACCUUGAUUUUGAAAUGGCUUUUGACACUGUCUCCCACAACAUCCUCAUCGGAAAGAUGAGGCGGUGUGGCUUGGAUGAGUGGACAGUGAGGUGGAUUGAGAACUGGCUGAAUGACAAAACCAGAGGGUGAUGAUCAGUGGCACAGAAUUGAAUUGAAGGCCUGUGGCCAGUGGAGUUCCGCAGGGAUGGGUUCUGGGGUCAGUCUUGUUCAACAUCUUCAUCAACAAUCUGGAUGAGGGGACAGAGUGUACCCUUAAGCAUGUUCACUGAUGACACCAAACUGGGAGGACUGGCUGAUUCCCCUGAAGGCUGUGCUGCCAUUCAGCGGGAUCUUGAUUGGCUUGAGAGUUGGGCAGAGAGGAACCUCAUGAGGUUCAACAAGAACAAAUGCAGAGUCCUGCAUCUCGGGAGGAAAAACCCCAUGCACCAGUACAGUCUGGGGAUUGACCUGCUGGAGAGCAACUCUGUGGAGAGGGACCUGGGACUUCUGGUUGACAGCAAAAUAAACAUGAGACAGCAAUGUGUCCAUGUGGCGGAAAAGGCCAAUGGCAUUCUGGGAUGCAUCAAGAAGAGUGUGGCCAGCAGGUGGAGGGAGGUUCUCCUCCCCCUCUACUCUGCCCUGAUGAGACCUCAUCUGGAGUACUGUAUCCAGUUCUAGGCUCCCCAGCCCAAGAGGGGCAGGGAACUUCUGGAGAGAAUCCAGCACAGGGCCACCAAGAUGAUCAGAGGACUGGAGCAUCUUCCUUAUGAGGAAAGGCUGUGGGAACUGGGGCUGUUUAGCCUAGAGAAGAGGGAGGAUCUCAUUAAUAUUUACAAAUAUCUAAAUGAUGGAUGUCAGGAGGUUGAGGCAUCACUUUUUUCUGUUGUAAGUAGUGACAGGACAAGGGAUAAUGGAAAGUUCCAACAAAAAGUUCCAUUUAAACAUAAGAAAAAACUAUUUCACUGUGAGAGUGAUUGGAACACUGGCUCCAUCACUGGAGAAUGGACUGCCCAGGGAGAUUGUGGAGUCUCCUUUUCUGGAGGUUUUCAAAACCCACCUGGAGAAGUUACUAUGUAACCUGAUCUAGAUGGACCUGUUUUUAUCAGAGGGGUUGGACUAGAUGAGCUUUAGAGGUCCUUUCCAACUGCUACCAUUCUGUGAUUGUGUCAUUCUGUGAGUGUGCAUGUGUGGUACUAGAAACCCAUGUGACUGGUCAAACAGCUUGGUGCUCUGAAUUAUGUAUGAUAGUUGUGUGGACAAUUCAUUGAUUCACCAGGACAGCUCAAUAAGGCAAGAUAAGCAUUUUUUUUGAAAGCUUCUUUUGUACUGUGGAAGCAAGAUUGAAGUGGUUUUCAGUAUCAGAGUUGCAAAACUUAGUGAAACAUUCUGGAUGUUGAAAAAGGUUAUAUGGCAGUCUAUAUAAUAUUCAAUCUUCCUUUGUCUUAUUUUGAUUUUAUUUGUUUUAUUUAAGAAUAAGUAUGGGAACAA
Messenger RNA from Colius striatus (speckled mousebird), 9685 nucleotides. RefSeq names its product microtubule-associated protein 1B-like. Gene Ontology annotation, molecular function: actin binding; microtubule binding. Lineage: Eukaryota; Metazoa; Chordata; Aves; Coliiformes; Coliidae. The record is from RefSeq and is a predicted model, not a curated record. The transcript is spliced from 7 exons. Gene Ontology annotation, cellular component: cytosol; neuronal cell body; synapse. Gene Ontology annotation, biological process: axonogenesis; regulation of microtubule depolymerization; dendrite development. Bases 201 to 7205 code for a protein of 2334 amino acids.